This is a messenger RNA of Neurospora tetraspora, 1368 nucleotides long. RefSeq lists its product as uncharacterized. The transcript has a single exon. Lineage: Eukaryota; Fungi; Ascomycota; Sordariomycetes; Sordariales; Sordariaceae. The record is from RefSeq and is a predicted model, not a curated record. The annotation marks the transcript as partial.
AGGACAGAAUGUCUACAAUCCCUCAGCUUCUCCAACAUUGACGCGCGCCGUCAGGAUAUUUUCCUGGCCCACCCUAACACUGGCGAUUGGAUUUUUGAGACCACAGAAUUUCGACAAUGGCGCGACCGCACUGAUUUAUCAAAACACAAUGGAGUGCUUUGGAUCAAAGGCCAUCCUGGAACCGGAAAGUCGACGCUGAUGAAACAUAUCUGGAGAUACUGCCAGCGGGAAUUUGAGGACCAUAUCGUUGCUUCCUACUUCUUCCACGCUCGAGGUGACUCACUAGAGAAGACACCUCUCGGCAUGCUACGUUCCCUCGUUUGUCAACUUCUCGAUAACGAUGAACAAUCGUAUCAACGCUUCCUUUCUCUCUUCCGCGGAAAGAAACGAAUCCACCAGAUAUGGGAAUGGCGAGAGGCAGAACUCAAGGAAUUCCUUCAUUCCGAAAUGCAGGUUCGACAAUGGCCGCCACUCGUCAUUCUUAUCGAUGCAUUAGACGAAUGCAAUGAAUCACAGGCCCAGAACGUGGUGGACUUCCUCGAAGCUUUGAGCAUCAGUGAAGUGAAUGUCAGAAUUUGCUUAUCGAGUCGCCAUUAUCCAAACAUCAGCAUGGAGAUAUUCCAAGAGCUGGUUGUAGAAAAAAAGGCCGGACAUAAUACCGACAUUACUAAGUACGUCUAUGAUAAGCUGGCUAUGGCGGAUUCACGCAUUGCACGCAUUGAGGAGGAGGUACUCAAUAAGGCAUCAGGUAUCUUUAUGUGGGUUGUGCUCGUCGUCGCCAUGCUGAAAAAGGCACAUGCCAAUGGCAAGGUCGAAGCGAUGAAGCAGAAGUUGCGCGAGGUGCCCAGUAACCUUGACGAGCUGUUUUCGAACAUCCUGAGCAAGGAAAAUCCGGAUAAGCAUGAGACGAUCUUAAUGCUUCAGUGGGUUUUGUUUGCAGUACGAACCCUAGAGCCGGAAGAGGUGUACUAUGCCACGCUGGCCGGCACCGGUGUCACAAACCUAGGACCUUGGGAUCAGUCACAGCUGACAGCUGACGACAUCCAGCGGUGCAUAACCUACUCGUCGAAAGGGCUCAUCGAGGUGCCUAAAGCCGAGAGUACGGUUCAAUUUAUCCACGAAUCUGUCAAAGAUUUCCUCCUACGAAAUCAGCGACUUCAGAGUCUGGACCCAACGCUUGGGUCGAAUCCCAUCGGUCAAUCCCAUGAUCGGUUGAAAACUUGCUGUUUGUCAUUCAUCGAAACCAACGCUUCGAUUCUGGAUGACAUCUGGAUGGAUGGUGACUGCAUCGAGAGGUAUGAGUUUCAUCUCAAAUACCCCUUUUUGAAGUACGCAUCUUUGCAUUGGCUCGAUCACGCUGAGGCAGCA